GCCCCCGGGGUGUGCGUUGACCUCCCCCAGGAGAGCUGGAAAAGCCGGGGGACCUAGAGGAGCUUGUGGCGUUGCUGGAGGAGGAGGACGAGCAAGCCAUGGGCAGCGGGGCCAGCGCCGAGGACAAGGAGAUGGCCAAGAGGUCCAAGGAGCUGGAGAAGAAGCUCCAGGAGGACGCGGACAAGGAGGCCAAGACGGUCAAGCUGCUGCUGCUGGGGGCUGGAGAGUCAGGGAAGAGCACCAUCGUGAAGCAGAUGAAGAUCAUCCACCAGGACGGGUACACGGAGGAGGAGUGCAUGGAGUUCAAGGCCAUCAUCUACGGGAACAUCCUGCAGUCCAUCCUGGCCAUCGUCCGAGCCAUGUCCACGCUCGGCAUCGACUACGCAGAGUCCGCCUGCGCGGACGAGGGCCGGAUUCUGUUCAACCUGGCCGACUCCAUCGAGGAGGGCACGAUGCCCCCCGAGCUCGUGUCGUGCAUCAAGAAGCUCUGGAAGGACGGGGGGGUCCAGGCGUGCUUUGACCGCGCCGCGGAGUAUCAGCUCAACGACUCGGCCGCCUAUUACCUGAACCAGCUGGACAGGAUCACAGCCCCCAACUACCUCCCCAACGAGCAGGACGUGCUGCGCUCCCGGGUGAAGACCACGGGCAUCAUCGAGACCAAGUUCUCCGUCAAGGACCUCAACUUCAGGAUGUUCGACGUCGGGGGGCAGCGCUCGGAGCGCAAGAAGUGGAUCCACUGCUUCGAGGGCGUCACCUGCAUCAUCUUCUGCGGGGCCCUGAGCGCCUACGACAUGGUGCUGGUGGAGGACGAUGAAGUGAACCGGAUGCACGAGUCCCUGCACCUCUUCAACAGUAUAUGCAACCACAAGUUCUUCGCAGCCACCUCCAUCAUCCUCUUCCUCAACAAGAAGGACCUUUUCGAGGAGAAGAUCAAGAAGGUUCAUCUCAGCAUCUGCUUCCCGGAGUACGACGGCCCCAACACGUUCGAGGACGCCGGGAAUUACAUCAAGACCCAGUUCCUGGACCUGAACAUGAGGAAGGACGUGAAGGAGAUUUACAGCCACAUGACCUGUGCCACAGACACCCAGAACGUCAAGUUCGUCUUCGACGCCGUCACGGACGUGAUCAUCAAAGAGAACCUCAAGGACUGCGGCCUCUUCUGAGCCCGGGAAGGAACCGUUCCCGUCUCUCCGUUCUGCUGAGCAGAGCCAAAGGAAGAACCACCCCCUCCACUCGGCACCGCUCCCACUUUUUCUGUGAGCGCCCCCAAAUCCGCCUCCUUUCACCCCAAACUAGGAAGGGGCUGAACUCAACUUCCUGCUCCCUUUCGUGGCCAUUUCCUCUUUUUUUGUUGUUGUUGUUGUGGAUUUUUUGUUGGGGUUUUUUUUUCCAAGGAAAACUCCCUGUUCCCAGCGAUCCACGGGAGGUUUGGGCACCAACACGCAGCCAGGAAUGGGAAUACUGAGGGAAUUCGGGGGGUAGGGAUGGGAAUUCCCCCCCCUCCCUCCCUCCCCUUCCCCAGGCUAUCCCUCCACAGCCCAUUCCUGCCCUUGGAUCGGGGCUGGAAUGAUCCAAGCUGGAAUUCUGGGGGGAGGAGGAAGCUGAGUCCCCUCCUGGUGGCUCCUGGGAACCCCCCAGCCCCUUUCCUGGGAAUCCACCCCAGCCCUUUGGCAGGAGAAAUGUGGGAAUUCCUCAGGGCUGGGGGGGGGGAAGGGGGAGGGAAUCCCAAUUCCAGCCCUGGGGAAUGGGGCUGGAUAAAGAGGAAAUGGUUGCUCGAAGCAUUUUCACUCUGCUAUUUUAGAGCUGCGGUUGCUCUCUCUGACUGUAAAUAAUCCGUAGGUGACCCCUGUAAAUCCCUGGAUUCUCCUUUUCCCUGCUCCCUGCACUGAUUUUUCCAACCCCCCCCCUUCACUUCCAGCUUCACUUCAGUAGGAAAAACAACAAUAAAGGAAUGUGCAUGA
This is a messenger RNA of Myiozetetes cayanensis, 1961 nucleotides long. RefSeq names its product G protein subunit alpha transducin 2 (gene GNAT2). Bases 99 to 1163 code for a protein of 354 amino acids. Lineage: Eukaryota; Metazoa; Chordata; Aves; Passeriformes; Tyrannidae. The transcript is spliced from 9 exons. Gene Ontology annotation, molecular function: G protein-coupled receptor binding; GTP binding; G-protein beta/gamma-subunit complex binding. Gene Ontology annotation, biological process: adenylate cyclase-modulating G protein-coupled receptor signaling pathway; detection of chemical stimulus involved in sensory perception of bitter taste. The record is from RefSeq and is a predicted model, not a curated record. Gene Ontology annotation, cellular component: heterotrimeric G-protein complex; photoreceptor inner segment; photoreceptor outer segment.